AUGUCUGAGCUAAAGGACUGUCCCCUUCAGUUUCACGAUUUCAAGUCUGUGGACCACCUGAAGGUGUGCCCUCGCUACACAGCUGUGCUGGCCCGUUCGGAAGAUGAUGGCAUCGGCAUUGAAGAACUCGACACCCUGCAGCUGGAGCUCGAAACGCUGCUGUCUUCUGCCAGCCGCCGGCUUCGGGUGCUGGAGACUGAGACCCAGGUCAGAUGGAAAUCAAGCUGCUCCAUAGAAUGGAGAUGCUUUAUUUCCGUGGUUCCCAAACUUCUUCCCCGCGUGGAUGAUUUGAAAAUUGCUUAGGAGCUGCCUGCUGUAGCAAUUCUAAUGUGCUGUGCUAGAUGCUGUAUGGUUUUUAAUUGGAUUUAAUUGCAUCUUUUAAUUGCAUUGUUUUAUUCAUCUAGAAUGCAGUUUUUUAUAGAAUGCAAAUUGUAAAACAGUAUAAGCAGUUAAAAUAGAAUUAAAAAUCGAUAUGAAUAUUUAACACAGCGGUUGUGGCAUCUCCUGUCUUCAGCCACAAAUCCACAUAUGUGUUGCAGACCACCUGAAUAAUGAUUACGGUCCACUGGUGGUCUGUGGACCACAGGUUGGGAACCCCUCCUUUAUCUCAUUCAGAAAAGGGGUGUUGGAACAACUCCACUAUGAAGAAAGGUGACAAUGUUUGGGGAUUUUUUUGUUUUGUUUUGUUUUGUUAAGAGGGACAUGAGAGAGGGAGAGAAAAUUACACAUGGUGUGAAGAAAGCAAAUAGAGAAAUUUCUCCCUCUCUUCUGAUACUAAAAGUCUGAGACGGCCAAUGAAGCUGAAUGUUUCAGGAGAGACAAAAGGAAGUGGUUCUUCACAUAGCACAUAGUUAAGCAAUAGAAUUUGCUCCCACAAGAUGUAAUGACAGCUACUGACUUAGAUGAUUUCAAAAGGGGGUUAAGCAAAUGUUCUCCCUCUUCUGUCGGAGGCCGUAUGCUUAUGAAUAACACUUGCUGGGAAUCACAAGUGUCCGUUAGAAUUCCUGCUCCAUGAUUGCAGUCAUGGGAUUGUUAUCACAUGGCGGUAUAUGUUUUGACUCCACAGAGUGGGAUGUGACGGAGAUUGGAUGUUUGUGUUACUGUGUUCCGUGAAGUGGGACUAUUGUCCUUUUUCCCUCUCUCUUUGCUGUCUGAUGCUAGAGAGAGAAGGAGCCAUGUUGCAGUGCUCCGUGUGUGUUUAUAUGUAAAUAAAGUAGAUUAGUCAAAAUGCUGAGUUGCUGAGGUCUGUCACACAACUGUGCAAACUCUGCGGAUCCCGAAGUGUGCCGGUGUCGGUUGGCAUUGGUUGCUGUGAUGUUCAGGCAGAAGAAAGCUUUUGAGGCUCCUGAACGAUCGACCAGGAGGGAGAGAACAUGCCAGUCAGGCAUGUGUCUCUGCCAGGGUCCUACUCGAGUGUAGGCCGAGCUCCUGACAGUGUUGAGGACAUUUUGUACUCGGGUUUUGUUUGUGGGCUCUUCCACCCUUUCCACCAGUAGCAAUUGAUGGAGCUAAAUUGGGCAAGGCCUUGCAAGAGUCCUAGGGCUGUAUCCAAGAAAGUGGGAUGACUUCUGCUCCUGCAAUAGAAUUCGCCCCAUACAUUAUCCCCAGAUGUACACUGCAACCCCCCAAAAUCUGCCCAGGAAAGCCUGCAGAGGGAGGGCAGGUUCUGUUGUGCAACCAGAAGUUCUUCCACUUGCACAGUUAGUUUGCUCAAUUCAACUCCUAGAUGUGCAGAAGUGAGAGAUGGGUGCAAAGAAGCUGGACAUCAUCUAGAAGGUCUUUUUCACAUGCCUGCUACACUCCCUGAUUCUAAAUACGGAUUUAUAUAUAUUUAUAUCUUGCUCUAGCACAGUGCAUUUCAAUAAGAAAGUGCUUGUUACCCUCUAAAUGUUGUCUAGCAUAUGGCAUUGCCAGUGAUGGAGCCACCUUUCUCUGGCGAAACAUCUUCCAGCCCCUGAAUUCCCCCCUCCCCAGCUCAGGUGUGCUAUGAAAAGAAGAAUGCAGUGCAGGAGUCACUGGGGCCAAGGAGAUGGGAGCAGUUUGGGGCAGUGACCUAGCAGCCUUUGAAUGAAUGACUAUAUCACCUUUUUCUCUAACAGGGACUAACAAAGCAGCUGUUUUGGUUUUUUUCAGAUCCUGACAGAUUGGCAAGACAAGAAAGGGGACAGGAGGUUUCUGAAGCUGGAAAAAAAAGAGCAUGAGUUGGGCACUCCUGUCAAACAUGGCAAACCCAAGAAACAGAAGCUGGAAGGGAAAGGAGGUCACAGCACAGGGCAGGGUCCCGGUCGGCCCAAAUCCAAGAACUUGCAGCCCAAAAUCCAGGAGUACGAAUUCCCAGAUGACCCAAUUGAUGUGCCCCGUAUCCCCAAAAAUGAUGCACCUAAUAGGUAUGUAGGGGAGGGAUUUCCACUGCAGCAGUAAUAAUGAAAAAUACUUUGUUACAUAUAAUCUGCCUCUCUUGAAGGGAGAAUCUAUCUAUCUAUCUAUCUAUCUAUCUAUCUCUCUUUGCUGGACCGCAAAGAAACCCAAAACACUCAAAGCGGUUUACAAAAAGGAAACAAGAAAAUCAAGAAAAGUUUACAAUAAUACUUUAAAACGUACAAAAAGUUAAGAUACUGCAACCAAUUAAAAUUUGUAUGAGCUUUAUAAGCAUCUGAGUAGGCUUGUUUAAACAAGACUGUUUUCAGCCCAAAAGAAUACAGCGAAGGCACCUCCUUGAAACAGAUACACCUCUGCAGCAAUGAAAAUGUAUUUUUGAAAGCGGUCGAUUUGAAGAUGUAACCCAUUGUUUUGCCCGCUGUAUGCAGAUCAAAGGAAAUGAGUUGCGUUACAUAUCUCCGUACAAAACCCCACAAGAUAUGGUUGGAAUAUUGCUGGAUAAUCAGUUUUAUAUUACAGUGGUAUCUUGGUUUACAACAAUAAUCCGUUCCGGAGGUCCGGUUGUAAACCAAAACUGGUUGUAACCCAAGGCACGCUUUCGCCAAUGGGGCCUCCAAAAAAAACGGGGGGGUUAAAAAAAAAUGGGUUGUAAUCCCAAAAAAGGGACACACACUUCCGAAUUUGACGCGGCUGUAAUCCAAAACGGUUGCAAACCAAGGUACUACUGUACUUUAGUGUACUCCACUGAGGAAUUUAGGUUGUCUUUUCCUCUUGUUGGCCAGAGUACCUGAGCUACAGGUGUGUAUGUUUCUCAGUGUUAGUGUCCUGCUCUCUUGUUUGCAGGUUCUGGGCCUCGGUGGAGCCGUACUGUGCUGACCUCACCAGUGAGGAGGUGCGUACCUUAGAAGAGCUCCUCAAGCCGCCUGAAGACGAAGCAGAACACUACAAGGUAAAAAUCAGCUUGAUUGAGACACUUCAUUCCGCCUGCCUACCUGCCCCUUCGCAGCCAAGUUUCCUGACGUCCACCAAGUAGCCCUUUUUAUUUAUUUAUUUUAAAAAAUAAUUUUAAAAUUUAUUUUCGAUUUAAUCAUAUACAUUCACAUUCAUAUUAUCUACUUUACCGCCCAGGCUCUUUAGAGCCUAUCGAUUUCCUUCCCUCCUGCCACAUGGCUUUCAAAAUUAACCUUUAUAUCAUUGCAUUUUGUACGUUAUCCAAUUCUAAUUGCACUCAUUACAUAAUGGUUCAAAAUAUAAAUAAAUAUAAAGAGGUGGAAAGUUUCUCAUUUCAAGUCGUCAGACAACCCUGCUAAGUGAUGUUAAUUGCUUACAAUAGUCUUUCAGAUACCGUAUAAAUUUACUCCAGUCCUUUUGGAAUACUUGAUCGUCCUGUUUUCGGACUUUUCCUGUCAGCUUCGCCAGUUCUGCAGAGUCCAACUUCUCAUUGAGAGAAGUUGCUGUAACUCUCUUCUUAUCUUCGAGACUUGGCUAUUGCUGGAUAUGGAACUUUUAUAGCCUUAACACCAGCCAGAUAUGUGAGACAGCGGGUGCCUCCCCACAUGAGCCACCUCCGUUAUCUUUAGCGGCAAGGUCACAUGUUGAUGCUUCCCAGAUAACACAACCAGCCUCUUGUUCACAUUCCCUCUCUUGACCUCGGAAAUUCCCCUGCUUCAUGAAACACCUCUCUUGUCGUUUAUAUAUUUUACCUUGAAAGGCUUUUAUCUAUCCUUUGUACCCAAGAAUUCAACAUGGCCUUCUGCCAUAAGAUUGGAAGAAUAAAAGAUGCAACAGCUGGGGUUAUAUAAAAUACCAAAGCCAGCUUAAACAACAGCUGUCACAUUAUUGUUAUUAUUUUUUGAUUUGGUAUACUGCCCUAUAUACCCUAAGGGUCUAAAGGCGGUUCACAGAAUAAAAUCAAGAUAUAAAACCACAAAAUACCUAAUAAAAAUAAAAACAACAACCUAAUAGCUUCCCCCACCCAAAAAAACCCCCAAAACAUUUUAAAAAGGCAUAGGAGGUAAAUCGGAUCAACCAAAGACCUGGUUAAAAAGGCAUGUUUUUGCCUGGUGCCUAAAGGUGUAUAAUGAACAUCAGAGAGUCACAGAAUCGCAGAAUUGUAGAGGUGGAAGGGACCUCAAGGGUCAUCCCCGUCCAGUCCUCUGCAGUGCAGAAAUCUCAGCUAAAGCAUCCAAGACAGAUAGCCAUCCAACCUCUGCUUAAAAACCCCCAAAGAAGGAGAAUCCACAACUUCCGGAGGGAGACUGUCAUGCAGCUCUUACUAAAUGGAGAUAAAACUUCACACAUACCCUCAGUAACACCUUGCGUUGGCAAGAUGAAAGAGCUCUCCUCUGCAUCCAUCUUGCAUCAGUAUUUCAUUUGAGCAUGGGCAGUGUUACUUCUGCCCCUGCUUUACAUGGCUCUCCUCUGUGGUUUUGCCUGCUCAGCGGGCUGCACCUGCCAUUGGGCGCGUUGGAUAACUGUCCUAGGUGGCAAGCAGACAAUUUGCGUGCUCCUCUUCCCUUCUUUGCCUGUUGACCGCUGCAUUUAGCUACGAUGCCUGUUUCAGUUGCCUAGCGAAAGGUGAUGGGGAUAUCACUAAAAGCAACAAAAGGGAGGGUGCCUGAUACAUUGAGGGGCGCAAUGGAGUUCAGCAUGGAGCAGGUUUGUUGGGGGAGGGAAUAAGGUAGUGCACAUGGUGAAAUGGAGGCAAGGACUAGCAGGAGGAGGAAACGGCAGAGGGUAGGGCAAUGGGAUUCGUGUGGAGCUACAUCCGGGGAUGUGGGUGGCACUGUGGUCUAAACCACAGAGCCUGGGGCUUGCCGAUCAGAAGGUCGGCGGUUCGAAUCCCCGCGACAGGGUGAGCUCCCGUUGCUCGGUCCCAGCUCCUGCCCACCUAGCAGUUCGAAAGCACGUCAAGUGCAAGUAGAUAAAUAGGUACCGCUGCGGCAGGAAGGUAAACGGCGUUUCCGUGCGCUGCUCUGGUUCGCCAGAAGCGGCUUAGUCAUGCUGGCCACAUGACCCGGAAGCUGUACGCCGGCUCCCUCAGCCAAUAAAGCGAGAUGAGCGCCGCAACCCCAAAGUCAUCCGUGACUGGUCCUAACAGUCAGGGAUCCCUUUACCUUUACCAGCAGGCAGGAAGAGGAAACGGUAGAGGGUAGGGCAGUGGGAUUUGUGUGGAGCUACAUCCGGGGAGGGAGGGAGCAAAACAUCUGGACAUUGAUGAGCGGAGGCAGAGUUAGACUCGCUGUUCCACCCUGUUAUUGCACAAUGUGAAUGCACGGUUUUCCUGCCCCUAUAGAUCCCACCUCUGGGGAAGCAUUACUCCCAGCGCUGGGCCCAAGAAGACAUGCUGGAGGAGCAGAAGGACGGGGCUCGAGCCGCCGUUACUGCUGACAAGAAGAAAGGCAUUUUGGGGCCCCUGACAGAGCUGGACACUAAAGGUACCCAAGAGCCUUCUGCGGAAUCUUGUGCCAUCUUUUCUGGGGGAGUUUGCAGCUCACUAAUACGGGCCACGCUUUAUAUGUCACCAAUACGGCGCACACUUUUAUGUAUCGACAUACCGCGGGCUUCAUGCAGCCCUGAGUCAAACUUUGUGUUGCCCUGCAGGUCUCUUUCCCUGCCACACCUGAGCUGUUUAGCCCUAGGAACAGCUGAGAAGGGCUCCCAUGGGGCUUCCAUGGGUGGGAGGCACAUGGCAGGAUCACUGAGAUCCCGUCGUUUGCCUCCCGCUUCCUGCUGCACUUGGCACGGUAGCACCACUCAACUGUUCCCAGCACUAAUCAGUUGGAGAGGCAAGCAAUGUGCAAUUGAUUGCUGUCAUAGAUGGAGGGGAAAGUUGGCAGGAUAUUGGUGGGCAGGGAGGCAAGGAGUGAGUGAGAGCAGGAGAGAGAGAGAGAGAAGGGGAGGACCCAGGCCCUGACCACACCUACUGCCAGCCCUGACCCCUCCAUGUGGCCAUUGAUCCACCAUUGUAUGUAGCACUUCUCCACCCUUCCUUUAUGCAGAUCAGCCUGCAGGUGUGACUCCCGGUUAACUAAGGAUUCACGGGCGGAAGUCUUCGGAUAGAAUCAUAAAACUAUAGAGUUUGAAGGGACCAGAGUUUCCCAAACUUGGGCCACCAGCUGCUUUUGGACUGCAGUUCCCAUCAUCCCUGACCGCCGGUCCUGCUAGCUAGGGAUGAUGGGAACUGUAGUUUGAAAACAGCUGGAGACCCAAGUUUGGGAAACCCUGAUCUAGUCCAAUCCCCUGCAGUGCAGGAAUAGGCAGCUGUCCCGUAUGGGGAUUGAACCGGCAACCUUGGCAUUAACAGCACCACGCUCUAGCCAACUGAGCUAUUAUACCCCUAGGCUGGCAGUGCCUUUAAGGUUUGAUGGCCCUCGGCUUGAUGGACUGCUCAUCUAGGUUGGUAUAAGGUUCUUCCCAUUGAGUUGUGGUGCACCCAAGGGUUUGCUUUCCCUUACGGCUGUGUGGUUAUUAUGGGAAAGCCCAAACUCUUUCCACCACAGAACAUUCCUAUGCAGUUGGGCAUCUGCCUAGGGGUUCCCCUUUUGCCUAAGGUGCCAAACCAGCCGGCCCAUCCUGCUACCCAACUGUUCCUUUGUUCCCACUCUUUCCAGAUGUUGACGCUUUGCUGAAGAAGUCCGAGUCCCAGCAUGAACAGCCUGAGGACGGCUGCCCCUUUGGACCUCUGACCCAGCGGCUUCUGCAGGCAUUAGUAGAAGUAAGCGGACAAAAUCCAGACUGGGGCCUCCUUUGGCUUCAGCAGGUCCUGAUUUCUCGGGGAGAAGAGGUGUGGCAUCAUAAGGCCCAAGACCCUGUAAGCCUCACCUCUCCCAUCUUCCCUCUCUCUGUGCAGGAGAACAUAAUCUCCCCCAUUGAAGACUCGCCUAUUCCUGAGAUAGCAGGCAAGGACUCUGCAACUGAUGGGGCCAGCACUUCCCCCCGCAGCCAAAACAAGCCCUUCAGGUGAGUGCUUUGUAGGAUAAUAAUAAUAAUUAUAAUUAAUAAGUAAUAAUAAUUUAUUAUUUAUAUCCCGCCUAUCUGACUGGGUUUCCCCAGCCACUCUGGGCGGCUCCCAACCAAAUGUUAAAAACACAACACAGCAUUAAACGUUAAAAACUUCCCUAAACAGGGCUGCCUUCAGAAGUAUUUUAAAAGUCAGAUAGUUGCUUAUUUCCUUGACAUCUGAUGGGAGGGCGUUCCACAGGGUAGGUACAGUGGUGCCUCGCAAGACGAAAUUAAUUCGUUCCGCAAGUCUCUUCGUCUUGCGAGUUUCUCGUCUUGCGAUGCACGGUUUCCCAUAGGAAUGCAUUGAAAAUCAAUUAAUGCGUUCCUAGGGAACCGCCUUCAGACCAGGUCCGGGACAGUCUGUCCCCGGACCUCUUCUGAAGGCUGGGGGGACAGGGCUUUUCUUCUCAUCCCCAGCAUUUUAAAACCCGGGACAGCGGAGGACUUCUCCGCUGUCCGGGCGAUCUUAAAAUGCUGGCGGGCGGCAUUUUAAAAUCACCCCUGGACAGCGGAGGACUUCUCCGCUGUCCGGGGCUAUUUAAAAGCCCCUGGGAAGGCAGGCAGGGGGGGACAAAGACUUUUGCCCCCGCCAGCCUUCAGAAGAGGUCCUGGACCUCUUCUGAAGGCGGGCGGGGCGAAGUCUUGCUCCCCGCCUUCAAAAGCCCUCCGGGACAGGCAGGCAGGGGGAGCAAGGACUUUCGCCCCCGCCCGCCUUCAGAAGGUCUUCCCUCCCCCCGCCCGGCCGGAGCACCGUUCCGAAGCCGGGCGGCGGGAGGUCUUCCCUCCCCACCGCCCGGCCGGAGCACCGUUCCGAAGCCGGGCAGAGGCGGGAGGUCUUCCCUCCCCCGCCCGGCUCGGAGCACCGUUCCGAAGCCGGGCGGCGGCGGCAGGUGUUCCCUCCCCCCGCCCGGCCGGGCACCGUUCCGAGCCGGGCGGCGGCGGCAGGUGUUCCCUCCCCCCGCCCGGCCGGAGGAGCCUUCCGAAGCCCGGCGGCCGCGGGAGGAGGUGUCCCCCCCCCGCCGCCCGGCUUCGGCGGAGGGCCGAGGACAGUGGGGAAGACGCGCUGCGCUUCCCGCUGUCCCUGAGAUUUCCUAUGGGCUGUCGUCUUGCGAAGCAAGCCCAUAGGAAAUUCGUUUUGCGAAGCGCCUCCAAAACGGAAAACCCUUUCGUCUAGCGGGUUUUCCGUCUUGCGAGGCGUUCGUCUUGCGGGGUACCACUGUACCACUACUGAGAAGGCCCUCUGCCUGGUUCCCUGUACUUCUCACAGGGAGGGAACCACCAGAAGGCCCUCGGAGCUGGACCUCAGUGUCCAGGCUGAACGAUGGGGGUGGAGACGCUUCUUCAGGUAUACAGGCCUGAGGCCAUUUAGGGCCUUAAAGGUCAGCACCAACACUUUGAAUUUUGUUUGGAAACGUACUGGGAGCCAAUGCAGGUCUCUCAGGACCCGUGUUACAUGGUCUCGGCGGCCACUCCCAGUCACCAGUCUAGCUGCCGUAUUCUGGAUUAAUUGCAGUUUCCCAGUCACCUUCAAAGGUAGCUCCACGUAGAGCGCAUUGCAGUAGAUUCUUGUUCCUUUUAAAUCAGCCUUCUAGAAUUCUGCCCUUUCUUUUCCCUCAUUGGCUCUUUUUGGGGUGCAGGCUGGGGGAGUUCCGAAUAUAGUCAAACCUCGGCUCCCGAAUUCCUCCGUUAUUGUACAUUUCGGCUCCCAAGCACCGAAAACUCGGAAGUAACUGCUCCGGUUUUCAAACUAUUUUCGGAAACGGCUUCCGGGGAGUUUUUCCCUUUUAUCUCCAUUGACUUUGCCGACCUCCCUUUGAUCCUCGGUUGUUGAGCAGUUCGGAAGUUGAAUGGUCUUCCAGAACGGAUUACGUUUGACAACCGAGGUUUGACUGUAAAUCACGACUGUAUACCAUCACAGCAACCAAACUCUACAAAUGGGUUCCAAAUCCUAGCUGCGUAAAAGGGCAGCUGUGAAAACUAGAAAGCAGUCCAAGUUAUUUGCCAUCGGAGGCUUGUAAAAAAACAGGACUUAAAAACAGAGAAAAAGAUUAACCUUUCCUCUCAAAAGUAGCUAUGUUGGUGACAGCUUUGUGGGAGAGGUGGCACUGCCAGGUGGUGGGGUAACUCUGGGAAAGCUGUUGGUGCCAUUCCCCCCCCCCCCAAAGCAGCCUAGGACUAGCCAUUGGCGUCACCUUUUUCUACAGCUUUUGUAUACCGUUUUCUGUCACAGGUGACCUUGAGACGGCUUACAAAUGAUAAUAUCUAUGCAAACCAUGAGACACAAUGGGCUUUAUCCAGCACUGUCUCAUCCCCCUCCACUCCCCUGCGUGCACGCGCACGCACACCUGGCACGCUCCCAAAAACUGGUGGUUGGGGCCCCUCUGGAGCAGAUUUGGGGAGAGGAGAUGAAGAGGAAAUCAGCUGCAUGAGUGGAACCCAGUAAAAACAUAAACUACAAAACUAUGCUAAUUUUGCAUACCGCUAGAUUGCCAAAGAGAGCAAUCGGUUCCAACUAUACGGAAGGGGGAAACGGCUCUCGGGAAACCGAGGCUGAGAACAAAUGACUCAGCCAAAGCUUACCAGGUGUUCCAGUUUACUAGACCAGUGUUUCCCAACCUUGGGUCUCCAGCUGUUUUGGACUACAACUCCCAUCACCCCUAGGUAGCAAGACCAGUGGCCAUGGAUGAUAGGAAUUGUAGUCUGGAAACAGCUGGAGACCAGAUGUUGGGAAACACUGGUCUGGACCUUAUGCUCCGCUCGCUGCCACCAGACCUCUCUGAGUGCCGAGGUUUCCCUCACCGUGGCUCCGCUUCUUGUGUCCUCUCGCAGCGUGCCCCACACCAAGUCUCUGGAAGGCCGCAUCAAAGAAGAGCUGAUUGCUCAAGGCCUGCUGGAGUCGGAGGACCGGCCUGCUGAGGACUCGGAGGACGAGGUGCUGGCAGAGCUGCGGAAGAGGCAGGCUGAACUCAAAGCCCUGAGCGCGCACAACCGAGCCAAGAAAGUCGAGCUGCUCAGGUGGGAAGAGGAGGAUAAUGAUUUCUUGCCCAUCCUUCACCCCUAGCCCCCAGGGUGGGUGGCAACGUUGUAAAAAUGCAAGGCUGAAACCGUUUAGAAUAAUUUACCGUUUAAAAAAAAACACAGAUGUGGGUGGAGAAUCUAAUGGCCUCAUCCCUUUGCCUUCUUGGCCAUGCAGAUGUUUUGUGUUUCAUUUUUAUCGCCCGCCUCCUCCUUGGGGGUUGGUGUUCUGGACCAGAGAUGGAUAGAGAUGGAAGCGCAGACUGCCGCAGCUUAGGGUUUCCAUGUUGUGGUUGAAACCUCCCCAUGUUUUAUCCAGUUUGGGACUGCUUUGCGUUAAGGACUACCUUUCCCCAUAGGAGCUUGUCCGGACCCUCAGAUCAUCAUCAGAGACUGUUCUCUGCAUGCCACCUUCCAGGGAGACCUGGAGGGUGUCAGAAAGAGGCCUUUCCUGCCUUAGCCUCCUGUCUGUGGGAUGAUCUGCUCGGGAAGGCCUGCCUGGUGGCAACUUGUAUUAUUAUUAUUUAUUAAAUUUGCCCUCAUUUCAGCCCCAAGGCGAAUAUGUUUUCCUGGGCAUGUGAAUGGCACCAGUGACCAGAUUACAGUGAUACCUCUGGUUGCAAACGGGAUCUGUUCUGGAGCCCCGUUUGCAACGUGAGCAGAACACAACCCGCGUCUGCGCGGGUCGCGAUUUGCCACUUCUGCGCAUGCGUGUGACGUUAUUUUGAAUGUGUGUGCAUGCGCGAGCGGCGAAACAAGGAAGUAACCCUUUCCAGUACUUCCGGGUCGCCACGGGACGCAACCUGAAAACGCUCAAUCUGAAGCAAACGUAACAUGAGGUAUGACUGUAUUUAAAUACUGCUGUGUGUCAAAUAUCAAUAAGUUUUUUUCUCUAAUUACCCUGUUAUAUUCCUGUUGCAAAUCUGCUUUUGGGGGGUGCUUCCUGUUGCUGAAAAGCAACCCGCAGAUCCCGCAAACCCCCUAACCUCUUGCAACCCUUCGCAGGCUAGCCAAGGAGGAGCUGCACAGACAGGAGCUGCGCCACCGGGUGCGCAUGGCUGACAACGAGGUGAUGGACGCCUUCCGCAAGAUCAUGGCGGCUCGCCAGAAGAAGCGCACCCCGACGAAGAAGGAGAAAGACCAGGCCUGGAAGAGCCUCAAGGAGCGCGAGAGCAUCCUGAAACUGCUUGAUGGCUAA
Podarcis lilfordi (Lilford's wall lizard) is the source of this 11596-nucleotide messenger RNA. Lineage: Eukaryota; Metazoa; Chordata; Lepidosauria; Squamata; Lacertidae. The record is from the annotation of a GenBank genome assembly.